CCAGGAGUGAGCGUAGGGGCGGGCAGUCAGCGCCCGCCUGAGGCAAUGGGUAGGAAGCAUCGGAACGUUGGAGGUGGAGCUUGUGGCGGGCCAGUGAUCGAAGGAAGGGUCGAGGCGGCUGGUGGAGCUGUCGGAGGGAGCACGUGACAAGAAGCGCUGGGGCUGCCCGGAGUCCUGAGGCGGGUGGGGUGUCGAGUGAGGCCAUGAAACAAAAGUGGUUGCUGUGUGCAGCACUGCUGUUAGCUGGGAUCUCUCUGGUCUUGGCACAUGAUGUGGAUGAUGAUGAUGAUGAUAUAAUAGAUGUUGAAGAUGACAUUGAAGAUGGGGUUGAAGACAUAGAGGAAUUGAAGCAUGAAGCCACCACUCCACCUCCACUCCCAAAGGUUACAUAUAAGGCCCCAGUCCCAACGGGAGAAGUUUAUUUCGCUGAAAACUUCGAUAAGGGAACUUUGGAAGGGUGGGCUCUUUCCAAGGCUAAGAAGGAUGAUACAGAUGAUGAGAUUGCCAAAUAUGAUGGUAAAUGGGAAGUGCAAGAAAUGAAAGACACUAAACUUCCAGGGGAUAAAGGGCUUGUGCUGGUUUCCAGAGCGAAGCAUCAUGCAAUUUCUGCCAAACUUAACAAGCCCUUUGUUUUUGAUACCAAGCCCCUCAUUGUACAAUAUGAGGUGAAUUUCCAAAAUGGAAUUGAAUGUGGUGGCGCAUAUGUGAAGUUGCUUACUAAAACUCCUGACUUGAACCUGGAUCACUUCCAUGACAAAACUCCUUACACGAUCAUGUUUGGGCCAGACAAAUGUGGGGAGGACUACAAAUUGCACUUCAUCUUCCGACACAAGAACCCGAAGACCGGGAAGUAUGAAGAGAAACAUGCAAAGCGACCUGAUGCAGAUUUGAAGAACUACUUUACUGACAAGAAGACUCAUCUGUACACGUUGGUUUUGAAGGCAGACAACAGCUUUGAAAUUCUGAUUGAUCAAAUGGUUGUAAACAGUGGGAAUCUGCUCUCUGAUAUGACCCCCCCUAUAAAUCCACCACGUGAGAUAGAGGACCCAAAUGAUCAGAAGCCAGAAGAUUGGGAUGAGAGAGCAAAGAUUCCAGAUCCAGAGGCAGUUAAACCAGAUGAUUGGGAUGAGGAUGCUCCUGCUAAGAUACCAGAUGAGGAUGCCGUGAAGCCAGAAGGUUGGUUAGAUGAUGAACCAGAGUAUAUUCCUGACCCUGAUGCAGAGAAGCCAGAGGAUUGGGAUGAAGAUAUGGAUGGAGAGUGGGAGGCACCUCAGAUUGCAAAUCCCAAAUGUGUGUCAGCCCCUGGCUGUGGUGUCUGGCAGCGGCCAACUAUUGACAAUCCUAACUAUAACGGCAAAUGGAAGCCUCCCAUGAUUGAUAACCCAAACUACCAGGGCAUUUGGAAGCCAAGGAAGAUUCCAAACCCAGACUUUUUUGAAGACUUGGAACCUUUCAGAAUGAGCCCUUUCAGUGCUCUGGGACUUGAGUUAUGGUCUAUGACAUCUGACAUAUUCUUUGAUAACUUCAUUAUCUGUACAGACCGAGCAGUAGCAGAUGACUGGGCUAAUGAUGGAUGGGGUCUGAAGAAGGCAGCUGAUGGUGCUGCUGAGCCUGGUGUUGUGAGCCAGAUGAUGGCAGCAGCUGAAGAGCGUCCUUGGCUUUGGAUAGUCUACAUCCUGACUGUGGCUUUACCUGUGUUCCUUGUUGUUCUCUUCUGCUGCUCUGGAAAGAAACAACCAAGUGCUGCAGAGUACAAAAAAACAGAUGAACCUCAGCCAGAUGUAAAUGAGGAAGAGAAGAUGGAGGACACGAACAAGGGAGAAGCCAAAGAAGAAGAGGAAGAAGCAAAAGAAGAAAAGCCAGCAGAGAAGAAGAAUGAUGGUGAUGCAGGAACUGCUAGUCAAGAGGAAGAGGAGGAAGAGGAAGAGGAGGAGGAAGAGAAGGCAGAGGAAGAAGAUAGUAAUCCUGUUACAGAGGUGGAAGAAACUGUGAAUAGAUCUCCCAGAAACAGAAAACCAAGAAAAGAUUGAAAUAUCCUAAGAACUUGAUCUGAUUAAUUUUCCCUCAACAUGGUUUUGGGAGAGGACCUUGGAUACCUUUUGCUGAAACACAAAAAAACCUCAAGAUUCACCAUCCACAGGUUCCUGUCAAAUGCUCUCCUGUGUAAAUGAGUGUUUAGCAGUCAAAUAUUGCAAUUGUGUUUUUAAAUAGAAUAUCCCUGUAGAAAGAGAAUGCAUUUAACACAACCCAGCUAUGAAUUUCUGGAAUGUUAUAAAAACUAACAUUUUUCUUUGUUUUUAAAUAGAGUGAUAGACUUGCCAGUCUUAAAACCUUGGCUUGAAAUUACUAUAGCAAUCUAUCAGUGGAAAUGAACAGCAACUCCUAGAAGAAAUGCUAAGUAUACAGUUUUUUUUAACAAACAUGGACAUUUAUUCAACAACAUUUGUUCCCUUAGUUUGAUCAUGUUAAACAAAUGGUCAGUGCCAUUGUAUGGUGCUGAUAGGAUGAGUUUAAAAUCCAUUUAAAGAAAUGUAUUAACUUUAUUUUUGUCUUAUAAAAGGAACACCAUAAAGAGGCCAUGAAAUAAAUACAUUGGUCAUCGGUAUUGCCCAGAUGAAACAGUAUUCACAAUCAGUCGAAGUUGGGGAAUGGAUUCUCAUUUAGGGUACUAAGACUGACACUGAUCUUUCUUGUUGCUUUAGGCCUUAAAUUCUUCUCAAUUUGGAAUUUGUUUUUGUAUUUGAAGUUUUUUUUACAGUUUUUUCUGUGGUUUUUGAAACUUCCACCUUCUGCUGCUGCUAUGCAGCUUGUUCAGAAUGCAGCUUAGCUGCUACAGAAUACAUAUGUUUAGCUCACUGUUAAGUCUGUUGUUGUUGGGUUUUUUUAAUUGCAAAGAUAGAACUACUUCUUUUUUGGGUCCAAACACUGUGGACAGGACAGUGUUACUAACUUUCUCAUUGUUGCCAUUGUAUGUACCUUCAUGCACUAAAAUGAGAUGCAGGCAAGGUGAUCUAAAGACUUGCACCAAAAUUAGAUGUCAGUAUUCAUGGCUGAAAGGAGGGAACAUGAAAACAUACUGGGCAUAUGUAACAUUUGGAAUCUCAAUCUGCUCUUUAUGUAUCAAACUCUAUUGUGAAUGUAGGGGGUUCCAGUUUCAGCUAAAUAAAUUUUUUUAAAACUGUGUUGCAUUGAGUAUAUAGAGAUUCAGAACUCCUUUUUAAGAGAUACCAACCAUUAGAGUGUAUACCUUUAAUGAUAACAUGUAAUUCCUGAUUAUUUAUUGUGGGAAGGAAAGAAGAACGAAUACUUGGCCACUGGCUAAUCUCUAUUUAAAAUAUAUGAGCAAAACUGCUGUACAUGCACUGAAUAGAAACACUCCAGUAACAGAGAGCAUUUGCUACCUGCAAGUAUAAUUGUCCCUGUUCAGAUUUGUGCCUGUAAAGGCACUAUAGAACUUCUUCACUUGGUCAGUGCAUCGCUUUUCCAAACUUGGCUAAAGGCAUUUAUGGAUCAUUUUGCUUUCAGAAACCAAAAUAUAUACAUCUUGUAAAACUUC
Pogona vitticeps (central bearded dragon) is the source of this 3556-nucleotide messenger RNA. RefSeq names its product calnexin (gene CANX). Gene Ontology annotation, biological process: ERAD pathway; protein folding. Gene Ontology annotation, molecular function: calcium ion binding. NCBI's taxonomy places the organism in Eukaryota, Metazoa, Chordata, Lepidosauria, Squamata, Agamidae. Gene Ontology annotation, cellular component: endoplasmic reticulum membrane; endoplasmic reticulum. The record is from RefSeq and is a predicted model, not a curated record.